UUCUUCCUUCCUCUGCCUAAAACCCAUAAUGAUUAUUAAAGAAAUCUAUCGUAUUUACUACUCUGACAAAGAAACAAAUCAUUUUAAAUCAAUACUUGCUCCAUUUAGGGAGAUCUAUAAUCUCUACUUUGAAGACUAGUUUCCUUUUUGUAUCCUCCGUUGAUUUAGGUUUCUCGAAAUAGGUAACAAGUUCAUGACUUUUGAUCAAGCCGCGUGAAACCAAACAAGAAAGUGUUAGUUUCCGCAAACUUGCGUUCGAAGACAACUCAUCUCUGAUCACUCUUUCUACAAACUACUUGUGUUUAAGUAGCGAAGCAAGUACAUACCCAACAACUUGGUCUGAAGAAAAAAACGCUCGAAGUUAUGUUGGAGUUCAACGGUUCUUUGCUUCGCCAGAGGAGUUGCCUCUGUCUCUGGUGGUUUCUCGCUUGGACGGUGGUGGUGGUUAUGGCGAAGGAUGAGAAGGAAGUGGUAGAGAGACAGCUUAAUCAGACGCCGACUUGGGCUGUUGCUGGUGUCUGCACCUUCUUCAUUGUUGUCUCUGUUGUUCUUGAGAAGCUGAUUCACAAAGUUGGAACGGUUCUAUGGGACCGGAACAAGAAAGCUCUUCUAGAUGCCUUAGAGAAGAUCAAAUCAGAGCUAAUGGUUCUUGGAUUCAUCUCUUUGCUUCUGACAUUCGGCUCAAGUUUCAUUUUGGGUGUUUGCAUCCCUUCACAUGUUGCUCAUACGAUGCUCCCAUGUUCUACAACCAUUAAAAACGAGGUAGAUGAGAAAGGGGAAGAAGGUCGCAGGAAACUCUUGUGGUUUGACCACAGAGUCCUAUCAGAAAUACCUCUUACAAAUUGCAAGAAAGAGGGUUAUGAACAUCUUUUCUCUAGCAAGGCACUUCACCAGUUGCAUAUACUCAUAUUCUUCUUAGCAGUUUUCCACGUUUUCUACAGCUUCUUGACCAUGAUGCUUGGGAGGUUAAAGAUUCGUGGAUGGAAACAUUGGGAGAAAGAGACAUCAUCACAUAACUACGAGUUCUCUGUUGAUACAUCCAGAUUUAGACUCACUCACGAAACGUCUUUUGUGAGAGAGCAUACUAGUUUCUGGACUAGGAUUCCAUUCUUUUUCUAUAUAGAAUGUUUCUUCAGACAGUUUUUCAGAUCUGUCGGAAGAACAGACUAUAUGACACUAAGAAAUGGAUUCAUUGCUGUUCAUCUAGCUCCAGGGAGUCAGUUCAACUUCCAGAAGUAUAUCAAAAGAUCCUUAGAGGAUGAUUUCAAGCUGGUGGUCGGAGUCAGCCCGGUCUUGUGGGCAUCUUUUGUCCUUUUCCUUCUCCUAAACGUUGAAGGCUUCAAGAUAUUGUAUGUCGGAACUGCAUUGCCGGUUAUCAUAAUAUUAGCUGUGGGGACAAAGCUUCAAGCGAUCAUGACAAAGAUGGCUCUCGGGAUCACUGAUAAACAUGCGGUCGUUCAAGGAAUGCCACUUGUAAAAGGUAACGAUGAGUACUUCUGGUUCGGUCGUCCACAGUUGAUUCUGCAUCUCAUCCAUUUCGCUUUGUUUCAGAACGCUUUUCAGAUCACAUAUUUCUUCUGGAUAUGGUAUUCCUUUGGAAACGACUCUUGCUACCAUCCUGACUUCAAAAUUGCCCUUGUAAAAGUAACCAUAGCUUUAGGAGUGUUAUGCCUUUGCAGCUACAUCACACUCCCUCUUUACUCACUCGUUACUCAGAUGGGUUCACGGAUGAAGAAAUCAGUAUUCGAUGAGCAAACAUCAAAGGCGCUAAAGAAAUGGAGAAUGGCCGUGAAGAAAAAGAAAGGCGGGAUAGGUAGUACCACCAAGAGACUAGGUGGAGAUGGAAGCGUGAGUCCUACGGCAUCAACGGUUAGGUCUUCUCUGUCUCUACGGUCAUUGCAGCGUUAUAAAACUACAGGGCAUUCGAUGAAAUACGAAGGACUGGAACCCGAAACAUCGGAUCCCGAUACAGAGAACGAAGCUUUCGCUCCUCCCAUGCCUCCAAGCAUGCCAACGUCUCAAGGCACUGAGCUUGCCACUGAACUAGAGACCAAGACCGGUGGGACUAGCUGUGACAGUGAAAAUGGUUCUAAGGAGUUCUCUUUUGUCAAGCCUGCACCGAAUAAAGAACCAUCGCAAGACCGGUCAGACUAGCCCUGACGGUGAAACUGAUUCGGUAUAUAGAUAUAUUUUGUCAUGACUCGCGCGGAGUUGAGAGCCAUUUUAGUAAAAUAUAGUUACUACAGAUAGUUAAGUUACUGUUUUGUCUUUUCCAUUGAAUUAUAAUUUGGGCUUCUCGUA
Molecule: messenger RNA, 2301 nt
Organism: Raphanus sativus (radish)
Lineage: Eukaryota; Viridiplantae; Streptophyta; Magnoliopsida; Brassicales; Brassicaceae
Product: MLO-like protein 8
Exons: 15
Coding region: 364-2154 (596 amino acids)
Biological process (GO): defense response
Cellular component (GO): membrane
Source: RefSeq, a predicted model, not a curated record